ACUGCAGCUGCUGCUGCCUGCUCGUGGCCGCGUCUUCCUGGAGGCGACUGCUGGAAGCUUUAGGGAGCAGCUGCGGUGCUCUGCCAUAUUGUGUCUUCCCUGCCCGGUCCCUUGCCUCCCGGCCGGUUGGCCGAGCUGACGGUGAGUCCGGAGCGGAGCUGUGCCCUCCUGGGUCGGCGCCGCCCGCAGUCGGCGCUCCCCGCCUCAGCCCGCGGCGCAGCUCCCGGGCGCGGAGGCAGCGCGAGCGACCCGCGCCAGGCGUGGGGCGCGUAGGCGGCUGUCCCGUGACGCGCCCGGACAUUUUUGUCCCAUGAGGAAUUUGCGCCGGCGCGGGGGUGUCCCCGGCGCGCGUAUCGGGUGGUGUGUGGGCUCCGGGGGAUGUCGAACUGAGGGGAGUGUGGCUUGUGAGGAGUUAGGAGUUUUUCUUGAGAGUUGGUUGAAUCCAUGGAUACAGAACCCACAGAUGGAGAGGGCUGACUGUACAAGUCUGUCAAAAAACCAAAGUGCUGGUUGGCUAAUAAUUGGUCACUGUGUGACUUAUAGUACAGGUGAUAUUACUUCUGAUUCUAGAUGCAGCAUGGUGAACCACGUACCUGGAUCAAGGUACCAAGUACCUUCAGCUUUCUGCUGAAAACAACCUAAAAUGCUGGAUAAAAUAAAAUCUUAAAUGCAUCAGUGCUCUGGCGCAAAGGGGAGAGUACUUAGGGCAGGCUGAGUUCUGAACCUGGCUAUUACCUUGAGGAUAUUUGCCAAAUCAGAACUAUAAGAGUAAAUGGGUCCAGUAAUUGGAAUGACUCCAGAUAAGAGAGCUGAAACCCCAGGAGCUGAAAAGAUUGCAGGAUUAAGCCAGAUUUACAAAAUGGGAAGCUUGCCUGAAGCUGUUGAUGCUGCCAGGCCAAAGGCCACUCUAGUGGACAGUGAGUCAGCAGAUGAUGAGCUCACAAACUUGAACUGGCUUCAUGAAAGUACUAAUCUUCUAACAAACUUCAGCCUCGGAAGUGAGGGUCUUCCAAUUGUUAGUCCAUUGUAUGACAUAGAGGGAGAUGAUGUGCCAUCCUUUGGACCAGCUUGCUACCAGAACGCAGAAAAAAAAUCAGCAACUUCAAAGCCCCCAUACUCCUUUAGUCUUCUCAUUUAUAUGGCUAUUGAGCACUCUCCAAAUAAAUGUUUGCCUGUCAAAGAAAUUUAUAGCUGGAUUCUGGACCAUUUUCCAUAUUUUGCUACUGCACCAACAGGCUGGAAGAAUUCUGUUCGACAUAAUCUGUCCCUGAAUAAAUGUUUUCAGAAAGUGGAAAGAAGCCAUGGCAAGGUUAAUGGAAAAGGUUCCUUAUGGUGUGUUGAUCCGGAAUAUAAACCCAAUCUUAUCCAGGCACUGAAGAAGCAACCCUUUUCUUCAGCAUCUUCGCAAAAUGGUUCUUUAUCACCUCACUAUUUAAGCUCUGUACUCAAGGAGAACCAGAUGCGAACCCUCAGAGAAUCUGAUAUCGAUGCUGCUGCUGCAAUGAUGCUUUUAAAUACUUCUAUAGAACAAGGAAUUUUAGAAUGUGAGAAACCUCUUCCUCUUAAAACAGCAUUGCAAAAAAAGAGGAGUUACGGCAAUGCAUUUCAUCAUCCCAGUGCUGUACGAUUACAAGAGAGUGAUUCUUUAGCCACCAGCAUUGAUCCAAAAGAAGAUCACAAUUACAGUGCAAGUAGCAUGGCAGCACAGCGUUGUGCAUCCAGGUCUAGCGUGUCUUCCCUGUCUUCUGUAGAUGAAGUAUAUGAAUUUAUCCCAAAGAAUAGCCAUGUGGGAAGUGAUGGCAGUGAAGGAUUUCACAGUGAAGAAGAUACAGAUGUUGAUUAUGAAGAUGAUCCUCUUGGAGACAGUGGCUAUGCAUCACAGCCUUGUGCAAAAAUCUCUGAAAAAGGGCAGUCAAGCAAAAAGAUGCGAAAACAGACAUGUCAAGAAAUUGAUGAGGAGCUCAAAGAAGCAGCUGGAUCUCUGCUCCACCUUGCUGGAAUUCGUACAUGUUUAGGUUCCCUAAUAAGUACUGCAAAGACGCAAAAUCAAAAGCAACGGAAAAAAUAGAAAUACUUAAAGUGUGGCAAUACUCUUUCACUUAAUUCUUUACAAGGGAUAUCAAAGCCAUAAUGGACUUCAUUAGUUUUAGGGUAGGGAAGGGAUACGAAUUACUUAUUUCUUUCAAAACAUUUUUGGUUUUUGGUUUUUAAAAUUUUUAUUAAACAAUUGCUGUUAGGAUCAUGCCUGAUCAGAAAUAUAUGAUGUGAAGUCCUGAAAGCAUAAUUUUUGUGGUAAGUGUCUCCAAGAUUUGGAAAUUUUUGUAUAAGAAAAUCCCCAGCCUCUGUCUUAAACUUGUGGGACAAAAAUCCUUUCUUCUGUUAAUAUGUCAGAAUGUAAGAUUUGGCAACCCUAUAAAUGUUUUUCAUUUUCUUUUCCAAUCUGUAACUAUAGUUACUGAACCAGCUAAAAAUUUUGCUAAUGUACUUUUCAUAUACUUCUCUCCUGACACACAAUCCGGUAACAUAAGAUUGAAAUUUUUUUACUUUGUUUUAAUUUGUUUUUAAUUUUUUGUUGUUGUGGUGGUGUGGGCAAAGACAAACAUAAAUUGAAAAACAUCCUGAUGUUUAGAAAAAGUUUCUUUUGGUUACAUAGGUAGAGAAUGCAACAAAGAGUUCUAAGGUUUAGAAAAGACAAUUUUGUGGUGUUAUUUCAUCCAAGAACACUCCCAAUUCCUAUUACAAUGGUAGCUUUGAAGUGUUUUUACUUCACAGAUACUGCAUAGCAUUUAUUGGGGCCUUUUAUUCUUGCCCAAAGUGCGUUGCAAACAUUAAGUUUUAGCCACUAGCUGCCUUUGUUGAGUAUAAGUUAUCCAAUGAGAGGAUAUAGCCAAUUAAGUGUGUUAUGGAGUACACCCCUUUUGACACACUUGUAAUAAGAGAAUCUUUCAUUUGCCUGCCACAUGUACUGCAUUCUGAGAAUCUUGUAAUAGGAAUGGAGUGUAAUGAAACAUUCUGAGUACUAAUUGCAUAUGUAUCAUAAAGUAGGCCAUUUAGGAAAAAACUUCUGUCCAAGCUUUGUAUGAAUUAAAUUUAUAAGUAUAACAAAUUAAAUCUUAAUAGAUUUGAUGCAAUUUUACAAACAAAAUUACCUUCAUGAAUUUCAAAAUUCAUAUAAAAUUAGAUCUUAUGCAAUACACCCUUUUGAGGAGGCAGUGUAAUAACCUAUAGUGCCAUUGAUCCAUGAGAAAAAGAUUUUCUGCUACUACUCCAAAAGUGCUUUGGCUGAGUAUCUUAUUUGAACAGUCUGCUUAUAUGAGACAGUUUUUCAUAGUAUCAUUUGUAUAAUUUGAUUAGAUUAUUCAGAAACAAUAGGAUGCUAAACUACAUUUAUUCGUUGUAUCUUUUUUUUUUUUUUUUUUUUACAAUGAUGGAAGCAACUUUCCAGAAGUUCAGUCUUAUGCUACAUCCUAAGUCAUAGACAAUGACCUUGUUUUCAUCAUUCUGAUAGAUUGUAUACAUAUGUACACAUAUAUAUACACACACAUGCACAGUCAAGGUCAUGAUGUUGAUUUGCUGUUUUCAGCUGUUUCUAUGAUUAUAAAGCAUUUUUUAAGAGACAGAUAUUUUAACUUUUAAUUUUUAUUUUGGCAAAACUGUCAAAUGAGAAAAAUGAUUUUAAAAACUUUUUUUUUUCAAUUGACAAGACUUUAAGUCAGGGAUAACAGUAUUAAUGUUCUCUGUUCUGUUUCCAUGUUUAAUUUAACCUGGAUAGCCACAUUAAUGAAUUGGUGCUAUCAAAAUAUAGUAAUUUUUAAAUUUGUUAAUAAUGAAAAAUAACCCUUAAGCAUGCAGGAUGAGGUAUUUGGGUUUUUUCUUUAUAUCGAUCACAUCUACAGAAAAUGGCUAAACCAAGUUAACUUUUAUUAUAGACAGUGAAUAAAACACCAAAAACCCAAAAAUGCUUUAACCACAGUGUAAAUAAUAAAGAGAUUACACACAUCAUUUUAAUAACUGUUUUUAAGUUUUUACCAUAGCCUUCUGGAUAGACCUUAGGAACAGUGUUUCAGUAAUCUGGCACCAAUUUAUUUUGUUCUGCUGAAAUUCUGUAUCACAAAUGUGCUACCUGGUUUCUGUCCAUAAGAUAAUUACUCUUUCUUUAUAAGAAAAGGAAAGUGAUCUAAGAGAAGCAGAGUUAGUUCCAGCUCUAAUAGGGAUCUUCAAAGUUAUUUUGUCUUGAUGUAUGUAACAGUAAUUCUUUACAUCUUUUGAUUUUUCUCUUCCUUUUUAUUCACUCUUCCCACGAAUUUACAUGUUUAAGUUAUAUUCAUCACUAGCAAGGACGAUAAACACUUCUGCACUGAAAGCUAACAGGGAGAGAUUACUCAAUAUUUUACAGUUUCUUAAACUUAAUUUAGUGCAUCACCUUCCACUUGCUAACAUACCAAGCCAGUUAUUUUCCAGGGGAAGCACCUUUUAAAUUAUGGUCCUCCAGUUACUACUUCCAUUGAGAUCAUGCUCUCAUUCCUCAGGUGUUUUGAGAAACAUGACUAAUAACCAUAUAAUUAAGUAGAAUCAUUCCAAGUCCUAUGGCCUGGAAAUUGUAUUCCCGAUAAUACACAAGUUUUCCUGUAAUAAAGUCAAUUUAGAAACUCCAAGGUGAUUACAUGUUUUCCAACAUAUCCUAAAACUGUGGUAUAAGCUAACAUAUAUUUUGCCUUACGUCAAAAGAAUAUGUUUUGUUGCAGCUGAUUCCAGUUUAUAAUAGAUCCCUAGUAAAAAGCUUUGAUUCAGCACGAUUGUUCAUCUUCACAUCCCAAACAGAAUCAGUGUUCCUUGAAUAUAUAUUUUUGAAGUUUUUUGUGCAAUAUAUUACUAAAUCAGUUAUUAUUUUACUUUUCAAAUUCAGAGAAAGAAAACAGAUUACCUGAAUUCAUGGAAAAGGUGGAUCACCUCCCUUUUUCCACCUUCAAAGCUUUUCCUGUCCUCAUAGCCAGCAUGACUUCUUUUAACUUGGAUUCCUUUGUAUAUAGUAAAGUUUAGUAUAUAUAUUUUUUCUUUUGCUACUUUUGGAGGCAUUAUGUAAAGGGCUCAUACUAGAUGUUCAGUUAAAUAUGCUUUAGCACAAAGUCAAACUAGAGAAUGUGUUAAGGAGGGAAUGUAUGUGUCUUGGUAGACCAGGAGGCCUUUCCCAGCAAUUUAAGCAACAGAUGUGAAUACUUCACAAAGCUGUAAAGACCAUUGUCUUAAAUACUGCAACAACUUAACACCCUUUUGUGAAGAUCAUAGCAUUUAUCUAAGAAACUUUGAGGCUUUCUGGUUUACAUAUAUCUUACAGGUUUUUUUUUUUAGUUUGAAAUGUGUAAGCUUUGAUUUAAACCAAGUUUACUUCAGUAUGUUAAUGAUGUAGUAAAAAUAUUUAUUGAAAGGCGAAUUAGAGUAUUUUAAUGUUAUACCUGCCAUUUUUUUUCUUAAAGCAUAUUCUUUGCAUCUAACUGCCAGUGCCAUUAUCAAAACUUAUUUUUUAAAUCGUUGUACAUUUCUUAUUAAACUAAGUGCUUAAUUUUAAAGUAUUAUGUUGCCAUCAUAUAGUGUAUAAAAAUGUAUAAUUGCCAAUUGAUUGUUAACUAUUAUUUAUUUUUAAAUGAAAGUGUAAGAAUGCUUUCUGAUUCAACAAAUUUGUUAUCAAACUGUUUCAUUAUCCUCUUUUCUGAUGUAGCAUAAAAAUUGUCCCGGUUUGAGUUAUAACUGCCAGUAGAUGACCAGUCACAAGUGAACCACUUUUCAGUUGCCAGUCUUUGCUCAUAUUAAAAACAACUUACGAAUGCUUAGUUUUUGUAUCUAAUCUCUGAUUAUUAAAAUGUUUAUAAAGUUUAUUUUUACCAAAGAGAUGCAAUUCAUUAUGACAAAGUAUUGCAUAAUAAAUUUUUUUUAUAACAUU
Messenger RNA from Chlorocebus sabaeus (green monkey), 5938 nucleotides. RefSeq names its product forkhead box N2 (gene FOXN2). Gene Ontology annotation, molecular function: cis-regulatory region sequence-specific DNA binding; DNA-binding transcription factor activity. Gene Ontology annotation, cellular component: nucleus. Gene Ontology annotation, biological process: regulation of DNA-templated transcription. Lineage: Eukaryota; Metazoa; Chordata; Mammalia; Primates; Cercopithecidae. The record is from RefSeq and is a predicted model, not a curated record.